CUUUGGCAGUCGUAACACGUUGAAUCAGUGCUUUCAUUUUGAAUUGUUUUUAUCUUCCUAAAUAUUGCUUAAAGAAAUAAAUUAAAAGUAAGAAAAACAAUUCCAACGUGUUGGUUUUGUUGCUACAGAAAAGAGGUUCUGUGUUAUGGUUGCUUUGACAGUUGAGCACUUCGAAAUAAAGUGUCAAAUCGACUGACACUGACGUUUCUGCAAACAUAAAAAUAAACACAAAUGCACGCAUCGCAAUGUUUACCUCAGCUUAAAAUUAGUUUUACGUUCUAAAUUUGUUGGAAAAAUAAGAAAAAUAGUGAUGGAAAUCACUUGCUAUGUUUGUAAUAAUCGAACAAAAGAAUGGACGCAAAAUCUUGCUGAAACAAAGUCCAAGCACUCUGGCACGCCGAUCACUGUGUUCAUCACUGGAUUCCUCAAGGAUUAUAUCUCUCUGCGAGAUAUAAAUGAUGUGACCAAUUGCAUUUGUUCGGAUUGUUUGAGUCGCAUUUACUCGUACGAUUGGAUGAUUUUGAAGGUGAAAGAGCAGGAAAGGGAAUUCCAUAUGUUACUUAUGUCGACGGAAAAGAAUUUUAUCAGCAGUCGGAUCAAAACAGAGGAUUUAGUUGAAUCGAAAGCAAAGAUUGCGAAUGGACGUAAAUUCAAAGAUGAGAGUAGCAAAGAAGUUAAGCCUGUAUCAGGCACCGAAGCACGGCAAACCGACACUCCCGGGGACAAUGUAAAGAGGAGCAAACCAAUCGUUGUACGAGUUGUAAAACGAGUUCCAUUUCUCAAAUCGAAACCAGUAGCUCUAGCAUCAAUAACAUCAAAAGCUCCAGCACCAAUAGAACCAACAGCUCCAAUACCAGCCAGUCUGAGUGAGCCGCCGUUGAAGAAACGAAUCAUUGAGCCAGAAACAAACAUAAUACAAGUUUCAGACGAGGAUGUGUCUCAAAGAUCAUUUGUUGAGGAUAUGUCUCAAGACGCUGUUCGAGAUCAAUGCCUAGAAACUGUUGAAAAUGCCAAAAAUGCCGAAAAUGUUGAUAGUCAGUCAAGAUGUUUUCGAUGUUUGCCUAGCUUCAAAUCAUCCAAAAAUACCAAAGGCAAGAGAUACUUUGAUAGUUGGGAAAUAGUCACUAAUCCGAGCAUUUUAUCAAGCAAUCAAUUGAAACGAUAUUGCACAUCGUGCAAACUAUUUUGUAAGAAAACAAAAUAUUACGAGAAUCAUAUGGCGAAGCACCAACGAACAUGUGAGCUGUGUGACAUAACUUUCAAAGCGGCCGAUGAACAUGCGGUUCACAUGGUAUGGCAUAAAACGCCGGAAGGUCUAAUGUGUCGAAUCUGUCAAUUUAAAUUGCCUAAUGAAGACGAACAUCGAAAACAUUUAGAUUUACACGAAGGAAAAUCGGAUCGUCAUUGUGUUAUUUGUGAUAAGGGUUACGCUACGAAGGCGAUUAUGAGAACUCAUGUGAAAAACCAUGGUGAACCAGAAGUUCUGUGCGAUCUUUGUGGGAAAGUAUUUUACGGCAAAGACACACUGAAGGUACAUCGAAGACUUCACAUUGAUGAAAAACAAUUCGAAUGCACAUUCUGUUCGAAAGCCUUCAAAACCAUGCAGUAUUUACGUACUCAUUUGCGAAUUCAUACCUCCACAGAACGACCAUUCAACUGCUCAUUUUGCGACAUGAGUUUUAAGCUCAAGGACCACUGGAGGGCUCAUGAAAGACGGCACAUCGAAAAUACAAAAACGGUAAAAUGCACACUUUGUUCGGCGGCUUUUGAACACAAAUUCCACCUGAAGCAACACAUGGAAAGGAGACACAGAUCUGAAUAACCACAAGGAACAACUGAGAAAACAUAUUUUUUUCUAAAACUAGAACAUGACGAAAUAUGUAUUGAAAUAUUCAUUAAAUAUAGUCCAUGAAGAUACUCUAAUCCUAAACGUGAACUACUAUAGUGAAUUACUAUCAAAAAUCGUCAAAACAAAACUUAUAUGUAGGUUUUGGUACUACAUAUGAAAUACAAAGCUAUUGUUCUAACUGUUCCAGUCGUAUAUGGAUAAUAUUGUAAUUUUGAUUCUAUUAUUCAGCGCACUUGCUCAUCAUUUUAUUAGCUUGAAUGUAUAAAGCAACCCAAGAUUUCUCUAUAUGCUAAAAAUAUCGUUGGUCAUCU
Sitodiplosis mosellana (orange wheat blossom midge) is the source of this 2160-nucleotide messenger RNA. Its product is annotated as zinc finger protein 26-like. Gene Ontology annotation, molecular function: RNA polymerase II cis-regulatory region sequence-specific DNA binding; DNA-binding transcription factor activity. Lineage: Eukaryota; Metazoa; Arthropoda; Insecta; Diptera; Cecidomyiidae. The transcript has 6 exons. Gene Ontology annotation, biological process: regulation of transcription by RNA polymerase II. The record is from RefSeq and is a predicted model, not a curated record. Bases 311 to 1822 code for a protein of 503 amino acids.